AUGUCGAGAAAUCCUAAAAGUUCCUGGCGAACCGGCCCCGGCAGACUGGAGGCCCUCUUGGCGCUGAGUUUGAUCCUGCUUCUCGUCCUACAGCCGGAUCCUUGCCGCGGUUCGCCGUCUCAUCGUAGCAGACAUCACGAGCACGAGCUGCACGUCGCGCAGGAGGCAUCGUCGUCGUCGUCGUCAUCGUUGUCGUCACGCGAAGAAUUCGAUGUCAGGAGUUCCAGGAUCAGCGAGGAGCUACCGCGAGCGUCCGCUUUCACCGGCAACGAUCCGCUGGUCGUACGUACCAGGAAGGGCAUGGCCCGCGGCAAGACUCUGACCGCCACCACCGGCAAGGAGGUCGACGCCUGGUUCGUCAUUCCUUACGCCCAAAAACCUCUCGGUCCGCUGAGGUUUCGCCAUCCGCGACCGGUCGAACGCUGGUCGGGCGUGCUAAACGCGACCGCCCUGCCGAACAGCUGCGUGCAGAUCCUCGACACAGUGUUCGGCGACUUCUCCGGCGCCACUAUGUGGAAUCCGAACACGCAGCUGAGCGAGGACUGUCUAUACGUGAACGUGGUUGUGCCGCGGCCCAGGCCUACGAACGCCGCUGUCAUGGUAUGGAUAUUCGGUGGCGGCUUCUAUUCCGGCUCGGCCACCCUCGACGUGUACGAUCACAAAACCCUGGUCUCGGAGGAGAACGUGAUCGUGGUGUCGAUGCAAUAUCGCGUGGCCAGUCUCGGCUUUCUGUACUUUGGCACGUCCGAUGUGCCCGGUAACGCCGGUCUCUUUGACCAGAUGAUGGCCCUGCAGUGGGUGCGCGACAACAUCGCUGCUUUCGGUGGCAAUCCCGAGAACGUCACGCUUUUUGGCGAGAGUGCGGGCGCGGUCUCCGUCUCCAUGCAUCUCCUCUCACCGCUUUCCAGGCACCUGUUCAACCAGGCCAUCAUGCAAUCGGGCUCGCCGACCACGCCGUGGGCGAUAAUCUCGCGUGAAGAAUCGAUCGUACGCGGCAUCCGGCUGGCGGAGGCGGUCGGUUGUCCGCACGAACGCGACAAUCUGCGCGAAGUGAUCGACUGUCUGCUGACAAAGGACGCGGAGGAACUGGUAAAGAACGAGUGGGGCACCCUCGGGAUCUGCGAGUUCCCGUUCGUGCCGGUGAUUGACGGCGCGUUCCUCGACGAGACCCCGCAACGUUCUCUCGUCACGUCGUCCUUCAAGAAGGCCAACAUCCUGAUGGGUUCCAACACCGAGGAGGGUUUCUACUUCAUCAUCUACUAUCUCACGGAGCUGUUUCGCAUCGACGGUACCGAGGACGUGAAGGUUACGCGCGAUCAGUUCAUCAGCGCCGUGUCCGAGCUGAAUCCCUAUGUGAAUCAGAUCGGUCGACAUGCCAUUAUCUACGAGUACGCUCUUGACAAGCUUGUCGGCGAUUACCAGUUCACCUGCAACGUCAACGAGUUCGCCGGCCGUUACGCCGACACUGGCAAUACCGUCUACAUGUACUACUUCAAGCACAGGUCCGUGAACAAUCCAUGGCCGCGGUGGACUGGAGUCAUGCAUGCCGACGAGAUAAGUUAUAUUUUCGGGGAACCGCUGGAUCCAUCCAAACACUUUACGAACGAGGAAAUUCAUCUCUCAAAGAGGAUGAUGAGAUACUGGGCGAACUUUGCGAAGUCGGGGGAUCCGAAUGUGGGCGACGCCGGUGGAUGGUCGUCGGCUUACUGGCCGCAGCACACCGUCGCUAACAAAGAGUACCUGACCUUGGACAUAAACAGCACGGAGAUCGGCAGCGGGCCCAGGGUGAGACAGUGCGCCUUCUGGAAGAAAUACCUGCCGCAGCUGCUCGGCGCUACGUCGAAACUGGAGAUCGCGUCCAAGGAGACCUGCAGCGGCACGAGCCUCGCCGACUCCGGCGCGACCCGGAUACUCCUGAUCUUGAGCCUGUUAUUGACCGGCCUCACUACUCUGCCUCACAUCCAGCACGACGUCAGAGGCAUCGUUUAGCUCCCGGCCGCCGCCGCCGCCGGAUCGGUGGUCGGCUGUCGAGCUGCCGUCCUAGCCCCGUCGAGCAGCAGCAUCAACAGCGGCGGCCCGUUUUCUCCCUGAAGAAGAGGAUGAACAGACGGAUGAUGGACGGAAGAAAAGCGAGCAAACAGACGAACGAACGAACGAACGAACGAUCGGGAAGACAACGGCACCGCGUGAGAAACAGACAUAUCAAUAGUAGAUGAGUGCUCGAUCGCCGGGGGAUCGACGAUGAAUAAAACAAAUACGCCCGCGUCUGUGAAAGAGAAAGAAAAAGAGAGAGAUCUCGCUCGGUUAGGAAAACUAUGGGGAGAGACCCUUAGGGAACCCAGUGGAAUCCGGAGCUCAACUUCUCUUGGCACGUAAUCAGGAGAGAAAGGGGAAGAUCGAAGAUCGAAAGAUACAAGAAAGUUAAGCGACGAACGACGAUCUGACGAAAACGAAGGAUGGGAGAGUAAGAGAAAGGGAAUAUCGGUCCAAUAUAGCGAAGUGGAGAUGAUAACGCGAAACUAUCGGCGAAACAAUAUGCGGUUAAUUGCGCUAAUUACAAUUUCUGCAGUUUCCUGAGUCGUCAUUUCCAAGAUUUGACGUUUUCAAACAGAGCGAAGGAAGUUCGGAGAUGCUUGAGAAUUCGAAGAUUUGAAGGUUCGAACGUGCGCGAAGAUUCGCGAGAAAAAGAUGCGAGAACUCGAGUUACCGGAAGUUAUAUAUCGCGGUGGGAAUUCUCGUCGCGUCGUAAAACUAUCGUUACGACUGACAUAAUCCCGCCUCUUGACGAUCUCAGUCUCGCCUUAUCCGGAACGCGGGGAGAUAGCCUUUUUUUCUUUAUACUACCCUGCCGUAUAUCGUUAUGUGGGUCACCAUCAUACGAAGGUUUUAUGAACAAGAAUCGCCGCAUCGCGUCGCGUUUACUGUGGCAUUAUCCCGCGGAACAGAGCGAUAAUGUACAAGAUGUUUCACAUAGAUAAGAUACAAACCGGUAUUUCCCUUAUAAAAAAUAAACAUCUUUUUCCUUUGGCAAAAUUUCCGGAAAUGUAUCGUUUUCGAGAUACGUUAUUUUUCAUGUCAUAUAUCCUUAUUGCACAAAAAGAUUCAAUCGCUAAUAUUAUAAAAAUUACCAUGAAUUUUCUUUUUAUUAAACAUUUUGCAAUGUAUUGAAUAAUUUAACAAUAUAAAGAAAGAAUCUUUGUUAGAAAUUUUGUUAGCCCUUCGCUAACAGACUUUGCAAAGCACAUUUUGCUGGCACAAGAAAAUUUAUUUUUUAUCAAUUCAAAAAUAAAAUUAAGUGUUUUAUUAUAAAAAUAUAAAUAUAUAUCAGAUUUUAUAUUAUAAUAGAAUUAUCAAAACUUUUACACAAAGGAAAAAAGAUGCUUAUUUUUUGACAAAAAAUACGUAUGUUUAUACAUACGUCUAUUUAUAUAUUGGAUACAGAUACAUAUCUGGAUCGUGAUCGAAAUGAGAGUCGUCCGGAGUGAAACUUCUGUAAUUUCGCCUCGAGUCUCACUGGACCCGCAGAGCUUCUUUUGCAAUAUAACGAGAUCUACAUCGAAAUAUCUUUGGGAAAAAAA
Molecule: messenger RNA, 3578 nt
Organism: Formica exsecta
Lineage: Eukaryota; Metazoa; Arthropoda; Insecta; Hymenoptera; Formicidae
Product: acetylcholinesterase-like
Exons: 7
Coding region: 1-1989 (662 amino acids)
Biological process (GO): acetylcholine catabolic process; choline metabolic process
Cellular component (GO): plasma membrane
Molecular function (GO): acetylcholinesterase activity
Source: RefSeq, a predicted model, not a curated record